Messenger RNA from Anolis carolinensis (green anole), 1056 nucleotides. RefSeq names its product transmembrane and death domain 1 (gene tmdd1). The record is from RefSeq and is a predicted model, not a curated record. NCBI's taxonomy places the organism in Eukaryota, Metazoa, Chordata, Lepidosauria, Squamata, Anolidae. Gene Ontology annotation, molecular function: protein binding. The transcript has 2 exons. Gene Ontology annotation, biological process: signal transduction. The coding region runs from base 11 to 994 and encodes 327 amino acids.
UUCAAGAGAGAUGCCUGAAAGAAGUGCUCUUGUCUGGGAGUCAAGUCAGGUUUCUGGAAAUUUUCUGAUGCUACCUCUCAUACGAGUAGCCCUUUUGUUACUGGUGGCCCCGGCUUUGGGCGAUGACACAGUGGCUGACGAUAUUGGUAGCCAUAUGAUGGGCCGCAUCUCGGAGCUCUUGUCCCCGGAGGAAUGCCAAGCGUUCAACACAAAACUCCUUGGGCCCGAGGAGAAUAUGCGAGAAGAGCUAGACCGGCUCUCGGAAGAGAAGAACCCCAUUGGAGCCCGCAGGCGUAGAGACAUCCUCAGCACACAGCAAUGCAAGGAGACACUGGAUCACUGGCUGCAAAUGGAAGGAGACACCAUGUACUGGGACCGCCUCUCACGUGCUCUCCAGGACAUCGGGCGCCCUGACGUCUCCCUGGAACUGGGCAAGAACCUCAACCAGGACAAGAACUUGGAGAUCAAGAAGAAUGUGGAGGAAUAUCAUGAGACCGUUAAGCACCUGACUUCUACCUUGCUCCUGGAAGAGAACGAGAUUGGGAUGGGCGAGAAGGAGAGUAGUGGACAAGGCCGAGCACGGCGAGGGAGAAAAGCCUCCAAGAUAAGGCGAGCACUGAGAAGCCUGGAUGAGCUAGAGCUUCUCAUUCAGAGAAUGCCUCUACCACCGUAUGACAGAAGUCUCUUUGAAUGGGUCAGACCAGUGGCCACGGGUGCCAUUGGUGGGUUUCUGACUUCCUUUGUGCUCGUGGCUCUAGCCGUCUAUAGUUAUAUCUGGAUCCUGAAUGAGGGACGCUCAGACAUCACUCUACCCAACAGGGACAGCAUUCCCAAGGUGACCUUAGAUUUACCUUCAUCCCAACCGGGUGGCAUCUACUAUACAUAUUUGCAGUUUGGCGAAGAGCGGAAAUACGACAGCAAGUCAGUUGCUGAAGGCGGUGACGGCAGUGAUGGUGGUGAAGCUGAGGACGCAGAGCCCCUUCUUACGUCAUAAAGCCAAUCUUCCUGUAACUAAUAUUGUGGGGGGAAAGGAGAAUAAAACAGAUAGACCAGAAA